Molecule: messenger RNA, 3708 nt
Organism: Oncorhynchus gorbuscha (pink salmon)
Lineage: Eukaryota; Metazoa; Chordata; Actinopteri; Salmoniformes; Salmonidae
Product: protein FAM163B-like
Exons: 3
Coding region: 1506-2000 (164 amino acids)
Source: RefSeq, a predicted model, not a curated record
CUCCAUGUCAUGUGCCAAAGGAAACAGACUGGCAACCUGGCUAGUCUAGCCUAUUAAAUUGCAGUGGUUCAUAACCGCUUCAUGAAAAGUGGGCAAUUCAACUGAUGAGUAGAUAUUCUUAUAUAGUCCUCCUAUCGAAGCUGAGAAUGACAGAAGAGGUGGCAAAUCUAACUCUCACCACGUCAACAUCUUUCCGAAGCCUGAAUCUCGAGAGUCGAUUUCUUAAGGACUCAACUUGCCACAAUCUUACCAUUUCCAUACUCUAAAUGGACAUUUGGGCAUAGGACCGCUGAUUUAAGGACUACUGCUCUCUGAUCAUCCGCGGUUUAUCGGAUUCAGCAGUGAGAUUUCGUUUGUUUGUUCUGUCUCCAUCUCAACGCCUUCGAUUGGAACACCCCCAACGCCGAUCAUUUUAAUGCCUACUGAUCUUAAUUUGAUCUGCGAGCGCAAGAAAAUAGGUUACAAAGCCAGGCUACAACGCGCAGUACACGACAAUCAAAAAUUAUUGAGCGACUACCCCGCAGAAGAAUCUGACCGAGUGUCAGCAACACGGGCUACAGUAGCUGGCUGCCUGGAUUUACCAACUGCAACUACAGGCGCCCGUGCCCGUAUUACCAGUUGAGCCAAGACUUGUAGGGGAAAAAAAUAACCGAUUCAAAUCGUUGACUGUUAUUUCUCAAAGAAGCUCCGAAGACUGGAAAUCUGACCCUUUUUAAUGGUGAAUAACAGCUUCGUGAUAUGGAGCUGACGUGUUUUCCCCACAUGACCGUUGCACUUGCUGUCCUUAUAUGCGUUAUCGGUGUAGGGACGGUAUUUUGAAGAUACCAGGCAGUCACAAUAGCCUACAACCUAUGAAACUUCAUCCAAGUGGACGCUGAUGGUGCACGACUGCCUUGUAAAAACACAGUUUGUCGACUCUUUUGAUGUAGGUUAUUUUGAGAUUAUCAUAAGCAGCUUUGGAGACGUUUAGAUUUUUUUUGCGUUACAUAUGCAUUGAAAGGAGCCUGGAAUUGGACUUUUCUAUCGCGAAAUGAAUGAGGAUAUAAGAGGAGAGCUACACAAGCAAAACAAAUAAGCAACGUGAAAAUAACUAAAGGACAACAGCGAUUUAAACGUGCUAGCUUGUGUGGACUCCACACUAUUUAAUUUGAGGUAUUAGGAUUUUUAUUGAGUUUUUAUUUCGUUGUGAUUUUUGUAGACAUUAUCAACUCAUCUUUUACUUCUUCAAUCCUUUCCAUAGUUCGUAUGACAGUUCUUCAUGUAACGGUUUUGUGGACUGGUCACUUUGCUGGAAGGAAAGAGGUCAUCAUCACUGUUUUGGUUUACACUGAAGCAGUGGCAAGAAGCUGAUCAGUAUCACCUGAGGCUGCCCCGCGACCAUUCGGUGUUUCAUGUGCCAGCCUCACUGAAUGGUCGGAAUAGAGCUCUCACGAGCCAUCAACAACUCAGAUGCGACCCGGUACAUUUCAAAUAUCUGCAAAGGCUGUUGAUGGAGAGGAUUUCGAAUGACAGCCGGGACAGUGGUCAUCACAGGCGGUAUUUUAGCUACAGUUAUCUUACUGUGCAUCAUCGCAGUACUGUGUUACUGUAGGCUGCAGUAUUAUUGCUGUAAGAAAGAGGAGUCUGAGUCGGAGGAGGAGGAGCCCGACUUCGCGGUGACGUCCCGCCUCCCGCCUGUACACGCCAACCACACCAUCGUGGCGGCGUCGGCCGCCGCCUCCAACCCCAACGGCCCCGCCCUCUUCACCCCGCCGUUGGCGCGUAAACUGACGCGCUCGCAGACAUUCUGCCCGUCGUGCACGCACCAUGAGCUGCCCUUCUACCUGCAGCACCCAGACGGACUGCGGAACGGCGGAGACCGCAUCAGCUACCGCAGUGUCCAGCAACACGACCUGGACCUGCCCUUAGAAAUCCCCAGCUACCACAAACUCAACCUGACACGGUCGGUCACUAUGAGGGACAUGUUCAACCGCAGCUGCAGCAUCAGCACUGACGUUUAGUGGCAUCAGCGCCACCUAGUGGCAUUGAGGACUCAUGGAAAUGGAUGGAUAAUACAAUUGGGACAGAUAGUGGGACUGUGAUUCUCCCAUGAACCUCUGUCUUACGCUCAGUUAUAACCACACAUUAACUGGCGAAAAGAUAAAUCUGCGAGUUUGUCCUCUCCUCAUUCUGCUUGUUCUGUGGGUACAGUAGGAUGUUGACCCUGAAAUACCAUAGAGUUUCUACACUGUCUGGACUCAUACUGUUGGAUUACCUUAAAUCUAAACCACCUUCUGGGAUUACCUUAAAUCUAAACCACCUUCUGGUUUAAGUCCACCAAAUCAACCCAAGCUUUAAAUGACAAAAAAACAGACUUUGCGUAGUUUCUGCUAAAGAAACCACCAGAGACUGUGUCUCUCCACCAAUCCCCAGCCUGAUCACCAGAAGGGGGACGGAGCAGAUCAUAUCCCAAGUUAUGGAUUAUUCAUCCAUCGCAUCAUGGUUUGGAAAUGGAGGAAGAGAGGGGGAAGAACAUGUCAAAGACCAUAAAAACAUAGGAGAUAAAAGGCUUGGGUUGGAGAGUAGGGGGUGGAGUCCUCUGCUCUGUUUUCUACAUGCAGUUUUUUUGGAGGGGGAGAGAGAGAGAGCCGGGUUGCUACGAGAGCAUUAGAGACUUGCUGCUUCUCAUGGAGGACCAACCAGUGGUGAAUGCUUGAUCUUUUCUUGUACAUAAAGCAGGAGAUUGGGAUUCUGUUCUUAAUCUCAAUGUGGAUCAAGUUAGGAUGAGAGGUGUGUGUUUUGCAUACCAAGGAAGUGAUAUCUGGACAUAAUCCGAGCCAGCGCUGUACACAACACGUUAUGAUACUUUUUCAGACUCGAAUUGGGUUGCAAUAACAUUAAAAGGACACUAAAGGGGGGGCGUUUAAGUGAAGUUAUUUAUUAAUGUGAUUUACCAAACAGAAUGUGUCCGGGGUUGGCUUAACCCGUUGGGAUAAAAAAAAGAAGAAGCUAAAUGGAUUUUUGAAAAUAGUUGUCCUUUUUUCAAAGUUUUACUUCAGUCGUUGUCAUUAUUGAAUAUUGUGAAACAGCAUCCAUACUAUUUAUGUCUGAGUGCUGAGAAACCAUACAGACGAGAAGAAAAAAAUAUAUUUUAUACACUUUACUAUGUAAUUUAUGGUUAUCUUGUUCACUGGAGUUUCAAAUCGUGGUAUUUUCACCGGAUUCCUAAGAUCCAUAGGCUAAUAAAUCUAAACAACAUUUUGUGGUUUAUCUUCAUUCGAUUGGAUUGGAUUUGGUUUAGCUCCCUCUCCACCCACCUUGUUGGACUAGGGGGAUGAACUCUGCACUCGAUUUAGAGGCCUGGGAGAGUAUGACUCUUCUCUCUGAGCUCUGCAAGCAGGACUGAAGGAAGCGCUGUGCUGUGUGCGCAGUAUAGUCAGGAUGGGGAUGGAGUUUGUGUUUUUAUGCCCACGGGCCACUCUUUCUAUCAGAUUAUUUACUGCAGAGAUUAAAUCAGAGUGGGUGGGGGCUGGCAUCUGAUUGGCUCCCUCAUAUUAUUGUCCUCUCACUCCCUCAUAUUAUUGUCCUCUCACUCCAUCUGUACAUUCAGUGGUAGUGGAUGUUUUGCCUCUUUUUGUCUUCUUCCUUUUACCACCACCAGUUGACUAGCAAACACAGUUGUUGUUUUGUUUGUUUUGUCCCAGCAAAUUAAACAAUUUAUCCAAACGG